Molecule: messenger RNA, 1884 nt
Organism: Grosmannia clavigera kw1407
Lineage: Eukaryota; Fungi; Ascomycota; Sordariomycetes; Ophiostomatales; Ophiostomataceae
Exons: 3
Coding region: 1-1884 (627 amino acids)
Source: RefSeq, a predicted model, not a curated record
AUGGAACACCUUUCUCCCGUCGGCGCCUCGCACAUCAACAUUCCAUAUCUUGGGACCGAGUGGUUCGAGGCAGGCUGUUUGCGCGACUGCUCAGAACUGGAGAAUUUUAAGGGCUAUUUGCACCGCAAGAAUUGGGUGCUUGACCGAACGACGGCGCGCUUGGUCUUCGGGAAUCGAGGCCCAGACGAGAUUGCUGAAUUUCUCCAGACGGCAUUCUACUUUGGGUGCCUCAUAUCUGUUUUCCGGACGGUGCAGAUUCCGAUCCAAACCAGCGACUUUCUCGAAAACUGUUCCAAGACUGGGAAGAUCUUUGUUCGCACCACUCGGUUGCAGGCUCUCAUAGGCGCAUGGAUUGCGUUUGAAGAAUCCGCGCCGACGAUGAAGACCAGCUCAAAGUUUGACCGCGAGCAAACAAUCAGCGAGAUGCUCAACUACACAUCCUAUUUUCUCACCUUGUUCAGCGAGAAGAGUCAGGACAUGUCUGAGCCCCAUAAGAGUCAAAUGCACCUCAUCGAGCUGUCGAUUAUGGCCCUAGGAUCGCUAGUCAACAAGCUCUACAAGGAGCCGCACCGGUCAUCAAACCACGACAUGCUCCCGGCCACUAUCCACCAAAGCGACGACGACGAUGAUGACAACGACAUGGUGCCCUUCUGGAUAGACACGCUUUGCGUCCCGUCCUGGGAUAAAGACCUGCGCAGAAAGGCUAUCGAAAACAUGGGUAACAUUUGCCGCAGGGCAGAUCGGGUCCUUGUGCUCGACGCCCACCUCCUCUGUCUUCCUCGCUCAGCCGACAUUGUGGAAAGUCUCUACUUCCAGCUCGCAGACGGGGCUGAGUCGUUUUACGACACGAACUACGUCGAGCUGCAGCGCUUCGAUCCCAGGCUCCCGGAAAUUUUGUGUUCGCCCCUGCGGAGCCUCUGCGCCCGGGAGCUCGAGGCAUUUUAUCGGUACGAUGAAGGAAAGGCAGCUUACCGUGGCAGUGGCAGUGAGGGUGACGGCGACGGCGACGACCUCCCGGCCCGGAUGCGGUCCUGUGCAAAGUAUCUGGGAAGCCGACAUACCAGCCGAUCCGCAGACGAGCCGCUUUGCGUGGCCACAAUAUUAGGACUGAACCCUGGCAAGCUGUUGGAGACAUCAGACCGUGUCAAGCGCAUGGCCCGUUUCUACGACCUCGUCGGCUUAUUCGACCCCCGCAUCAUCUUCCACGAGCACCCGCGCCUCCCCGAAGAAGGCCAUCGCUGGGCCCCGAGCUUCUUCUUGCAGCAAACUCCCGAUAUCAUCACCUUGCGCGAGAAUUCCUUCCUUGACCUGCCACCGGUGUCUAUCAUCCCCCUCGGCGGUGGCCUGCCCGUUCAGCUGGCGGGCUUUGAUAUCAGCGGCCUCCCCGAGACGGCCACGUUGUGCCAGGCCGGCCGUUCUCCUAUAUAUUUUCGGCCAGAGACGCCCGUCCCCGUGCCUCUGCAACAGUGGUCGUGGGCACAGAAAACGGUGUGGUUUUCGUGUGCGUACACCUUAGAGCUGCUCCCGGAUGCCGACGGGAAAAUGCCGAAUAUCGGAGACUGUUCGAAAAAAAAAGAGCAAUACGCCGCCAUCUUGCCGGGGUUCCUCCAUCCGGACUACCUUCCCGCCAUUGGGGUCUUGGGACUCAUCGUCGCUGACGGAAACGGAACAAGAGAGGAGAGCAAGCUUAAUAAGAAAGACUGGACAAAGGGUAGCGGCCGGCCUGGUAACCAGAUUUCGGCUCAUUUGGUGCCGUGGAGGAUCUCUGUAGAUUACGUCUGUCGUGUGCGUGUGAGCUUGCCGCCGGCAGAAGCGAUUCCGCAAGACAUGUCUUUUGUGACCGGGAAGGCUUUUGGCUGGGAUCAAAGUUGGUGCAUUCGUUGA